Molecule: messenger RNA, 681 nt
Organism: Gastrolobium bilobum
Lineage: Eukaryota; Viridiplantae; Streptophyta; Magnoliopsida; Fabales; Fabaceae
Product: small ribosomal subunit protein bS21c
Biological process (GO): translation
Cellular component (GO): ribosome
Molecular function (GO): structural constituent of ribosome
Source: RefSeq, a predicted model, not a curated record
AUGGCUACCUCAUCUUCCUUCACCAACCUUUUCUCUUUUUUCUUACCACCAAAGCCACAACCCCCCAUAUUACUCUCUCUCCUUACUUCACGUUUUCCAUCUCAUAAACAGAAAUUCAGUGACAACUUGGUGCCAUUGGUUGCCCAACAUGAUGAUCACUCUUCAAUUUCUGCUACUAUUAUUGCUUCAUUAGACUUGUCCUAUGUGACAUGCCCCUCGCUUGCACAUGCAAAUACCCUCUUUUUUCGAUCAGCUUACAUUGUGCAGGUGAUUGUGGAUGGCAACGAGCUAGAGGAGAGGUUUCUCAACGGGUUCCGAAGAGACGUCAUGAAAGCUAGUGUCAUACAAGAGUGCAAAAGGAUAAAGUUCUUUGAGAACAAACAGGAUGAGAAGAAGCACAAGUCCCAUGAGGCUCCUAAGCGUAAAAGCAGAAGCAGGCGCCCUCAAUUGAGAUCUCCAAUGCAGAACAAGCAAGAUUUUCCAACAACCAAGAAGGAAGAGGAUGUUGAUCACUGGGAUAUGCCUAAAGGAGACAGUUUCUUCUCCUAUGGAGUUACUGAAAUCCUUGACCUCAUUGGAACUAGACUGAAUGAUAUAAGGGUUAGACACAGGGUAUUCAAGCUAGGACAAAGUGAGUUAUUAUCAGCAUCUAGGUUGUUUGUCAGUGACCAAAUAGCUUAG